This is a messenger RNA of Chondrus crispus (carragheen), 750 nucleotides long. RefSeq lists its product as hypothetical. The record is from RefSeq and is a predicted model, not a curated record. The coding region runs from base 1 to 750 and encodes 249 amino acids. The transcript has a single exon. NCBI's taxonomy places the organism in Eukaryota, Rhodophyta, Florideophyceae, Gigartinales, Gigartinaceae.
AUGUGCAAAGAAACUACCGAGCCGCCCAUGAAGCGCCAGCGCAACCGCGACUACCACGCCGCGGACUACCCGGACUUCACGCCCAACGUAUCGCCGAAAGAGAUGUUCCAGGCGGGCAUAUUCGGCGGCACUUACUUUCGCGACAUCAAGAUCGGCAGCAAGUGGUACCGCAACGCGUGGAAGGAGUUUGAGCCGCAUGGAUGGUUUUCAGGACUUGACAUUGCGAAAAACAUCGCCUGUCGAGACCCGGUGCUCAGCAGGAAUAGAUACAAGGCCAAAUGCGGACAGUCGCUGGAGCAGUGGCUGGAAAAGGGCUGGAUUAAAACGGAUUAUGACUCCCAUGGAUGGGUGCAUUGGUACUGUAGGUUCUUUUUGGGGAGGCGAUGUGAGGAUGAUGUGCGACAGAUUUCGAGGUGGAAGGCUUGCGCGGGGAACAAGGGGCGGUGGAAGAGGAAUUUGAUCGCCAAAUGUGUCAAGGCGGGAAAGUCGUUUGAUGAUGAGACUGUAAGUCCUACCGUGAGACAGUUGCUACUGCAUUGGGGUUACCAAUUGACGGAGCCACACUUCAACGAAUACAAGUCUUUGCUUGAAAAAGGGCACAAGACUAGUUUCAUUCCGCAGCAUGAGAUGCGACACGUCGUCAAGAACAAGGACACGGGCGAUCAAACUGCCACACCCCAAGCACAAGAUGGCAGAAAGGAACAGAACGAAGCCCGUCAGGAGAGGCGUCGGAAAAGGGCACGGAAUUAG